CAGCACGACCGGCGUUUCAGAGCCGCGUAUCGGUAGUCGCGAGACGAGACAGUCGGUGACGGGUUGCGGUCGUCUAGUGUGGCGUAGUGUGAACAGUUUUUCGAUCGCCUCCUUCCCCCUUGUGUUCAAAAAUGAGCUGGCAGGAUUACGUUGAUAAGCAGUUGCUCGCGUCGAGAUGUGUUACCAAAGCGGCGAUUGCCGGACACGAUGGCAACGUAUGGGCGAAAUCCGAGGGCUUCGAAGUAAGUAAAGAAGAGCUCGCGAAAUUAGUGCAGAGCUUCGAGGAGCAGGACAUCCUGACGUCGUCGGGCGUUACCUUAGCCGGCAGCAGGUAUAUCUACCUAUCAGGCACGGACCGUGUGAUAAGGGCAAAACUUGGCAAAAUCGGCGUACACUGCAUGAAGACGACGCAGGCCGUAGUUGUCUCCCUAUACGAGGACCCCAUACAGCCUCAACAGGCCGCAUCUGUCGUUGAAAAACUGGGCGAGUACCUCGUGUCCUGCGGCUAUUAGUAACCUCUGGGACCCAACACAAAUAUCUAAUAUUAAUAAUAAACGAUAUCGGUCGAUUAUUUUAAUGAACAGCGAAUGGAAUGCGCCAUGCCGCGCGAGUCGCGCCGGAACUGCCGCAAGCCCUGCCGCGCGACAACCCACGAAUGAAGAACAGCAACAACAGCAACAACACACAGAGCGACGACAGUAGUAACCACUAUCAUUACUGCUCCAGUCAUCAAUCUCUUCUCUUCGAUUUCUGUUUCUUUUUUUUUUCCCCUUUUUUUUUCCACCCUUUGGAGUUGACGCGCAGAGAACGGGAAGAAAGAGGCACGCGCGCGAAUCUACGCAUGCACCAUACGUAAACAACGAGAUGCACCCUUCUUCCCUUUCCCCUCUCCUUUCUUUUACGCAAUCUGACAUUCUUGCGGCCUCCUUUUAAUCCUUUUCGGAGCUCUUCUCUCACAAACGACAAAACACGUAUACGUACUUAAGCAUCUACAGUUAAGAUCCUCGUAGGCGCGUGUACUCGGUGGUGCGUGACAAGCGCGAACGUCGAAAAACGUAUCGGCACGUAUGAUCGUUAUGCCGAUAUCCCGAUAUCAUUGUGCCACACACCUGCUCUCUAUGCUCGCAAACUCCGCGAACGAACGGCUGUGACGAUGCGCGAGAUCGCAUAUCCGAGAUGACGGAUGAAAAUCGAUAGCGCAACGAUCAAUACCGGAAUGCCGAUACCGUACGGUGAUAGAAUGAUAUUGUGCAUCACGCGUGAUGACAUCGACGUCGCGGGAUUCGAUUGUGUAGGAUUUGCGAGCGAUCCGCGCGCGUGCUAUUCUCGAAAGAGCGCGAUAAAUUGCGACAAACGCGCGUGACGAAUUCUUCGCGAUCUUUUCUCACAACAUCUGAUCGAGUGUCUUUUUCCCAUCGGAAAAAUAAAAGCAUGAAACGCGAUGGAUUGUGAAGCGCGCGUCGCAAUUUGUCGCGCGACGAAAGCGACCAGCAGCGAGGCUCUUUGGACGCGAGACGUCGCAUCUUCCACUUUUCGUUCAGCUUUUUCUUCGGAGGGGAAGCGCGGUCGUUUCCGCGCGAGAAAUUUGGCUGUCCUCGUUUCGAGGACACGUGUCCGCGGGUCACGCGUAUGCGGCGUACGCGGAAGCGAUCUCUUCUUGUAUCAUACACUCAACACACCCGCUUCGUUCACGCACCCAGCUUCACGCGCGCACAAAGUACAUCGACGAUCGAUUGACGAAUAUCAAAGAGAGAGAGAGAGAGAGAGAGAGAGAGAGAGAGAGAAAACGUGAAAGAGAGAUGGAGAAUAAGAGAGUGGAAAAGAGAGAAAGAGCGCGACACGUCGAACUUUUGUGACCGCUUACGCGGUGUUUCGCUGACGAAAAAAAAAAAAAAAACAAUACACACACAUAUACACGUAUGAAUUAAAUAUAAGAAGUAAUGAUAAUAAAUAAUAAUAAACUAUUGUGUGUUAGGCUUACAAUCUUUUUCGUAGGGCACGAAAGGGUGAGCGCGCGGGCGAGAGUAUGAAAGAGAGAGAGAGAGAGAAUAAAAGGUAUAGCGAGUAUUAGGGAAAUUUGGUAAGGUUGAGAAAGAGAGGAAGAGAAAAAGAGAGAGCAAGUAUGAGGAACGUUUGGGAUGAGAGCGAGGGAGAGAAAGGGAUAGUGCGAAUGGGAGAUGCAGAGUGAGAGAUAAAAAGAAUGAUCGAUGAUCGGAAAAAUCGAUGGAAAAGGAAUUGAUUUUGAAAUCGACUGCGCGAGCCGAAGAAGAUGAGAAGAGAAAAAGAGAGAGAGAGAGGAAGAGGUGAAUGAGAGAGAGCGAGAGGUAGAGAGAAAGAGAGAGAGAGAGAGUGAGAAGAGAGCAAAUGCGAAAGUAUAAUGAUGGCGAUAACGAUGGCGGCGGCGAUAAUAACAUGAUGAUGAUAAAACGAUGACAAUGCGGGCGAGCAUGCGGCAGCGGGUGAUACGGCACGGAUUGGCCGCAAUCCUGGCCGCCUCCCCCAUCCCCCCAAGAAUUGAUACGGUCCUUUUAGCUAUUUACUGUCUUUAUUAUUGCUAUGUGUAAGAAGAAUAAAACAAAAUGGCGAACGAUGUGUCA
Molecule: messenger RNA, 2597 nt
Organism: Formica exsecta
Lineage: Eukaryota; Metazoa; Arthropoda; Insecta; Hymenoptera; Formicidae
Product: profilin
Exons: 3
Coding region: 132-512 (126 amino acids)
Cellular component (GO): cell cortex
Molecular function (GO): actin monomer binding
Source: RefSeq, a predicted model, not a curated record